AUAGUGUCGGGCAAAGGACGCGCGCCAAUAUCCAUCCACCUCCUCCCUACGUGGUCUACGUAAGAGCCCCUCUGCUUUAAAGCGGGGACUGUUCGCAGAACGGUCACCACAUCUUAGCAGCUCUCAGUACACGUCUACGCGUCUUGCACAUUUUUAACAAGCAAUUUUAUCUAAACGUUUGAUUGUAAUACCAAUAUACUCAACGUACGACCGACAUUUACGCAACAUUUUUUUAUUUUUAUUUUUUUUUAUUGGAGCUAAGACCUUUCUUUGGAGCUCUUCCCGACGCACUUUACAGAAAGCAAAAUGAUGAACAACCGGGACCGCUGGAGGGUGUACAAAAGGGUGAGCCUCAUGUUCAUCUUUGCUGUGCUGGCACUGACUGUUGUCCAGCUCGGAAGCAUCAAUAUGGGUGCUCCCUUUGAACUAGAGAGACAGGCCCGUAUGCAAUCAACUGCUGACUACGAUGAGAAACAGGACAACAGCUUUAAGACAUUCUGGAAGUCAAGCAAGCCAGCACCUACAGAGAGUACCACUGUUACGCAUGACAACCGACUAACCACCUGGGAUAUCGCAAGCACCAACUGUAGUGCAAAUCAUAACCUGUCAGGCCAAGAGUGGUUCAAGGGGUUAGAGGCAAACUUCAAACAGUUCCUGCUUUACCGGCAUUGUAGAUAUUUUCCGAUGACUCUCAACCACCCAGAAAAAUGCUCAGGAGACAUCUAUCUACUUAUGGUCAUCAAAUCAGUUGCUACCGAGCACGACCGCAGAGAGGUGAUCCGUAAAACAUGGGGAAAGGAGCAGGUGGUGGAUGGAAAGCGAAUCAAAACAGUUUUCCUUCUCGGUAAAUCUUCAAAUGAGGCAGAGCGGGCCAACCAUCAGAAGCUCUUGGAGUAUGAGGACUACAUCUACGGUGACAUCCUCCAGUGGGACUUUCUGGAUAGCUUCUUCAACCUGACCCUGAAAGAAAUCCACUUCCUAAAAUGGUUCCACACUUACUGCCCAAAUGUGCGCUAUGUUUUCAAAGGCGAUGAUGAUGUUUUUGUGAGUGUUCAGAAUAUUUUUGAGUAUCUUGAAAUGAGCAGCCAGGUGAAAGAUAUGUUUGUUGGGGAUGUGAUUUUCAAAGCUAAGCCCAUUCGCAAAAAGGAGAACAAAUACUACAUCCCCCAUGCUUUGUACAACAAGAGCUUCUACCCGCCGUAUGCAGGCGGUGGGGGGUUCCUGAUGGAUGGGCCCCUGGUUAAGAGGCUUCAUGUUGCGGCAGAUACCUUGGAGCUCUAUCCCAUUGAUGACGUGUUUCUGGGCAUGUGCCUGGAGGUGCUUAAGGUUACGCCCACCAAGCACAAUGCCUUUAAGACGUUUGGCUUGGUGAAAAAUAAAAGCAGCAAGUUGAACAGAGAACCUUGUUUGUUUAAAAGCAUGAUUGUAGUGCACAAGCUGCUACCCACGGACCUAAUUCGCAUGUGGAAUCUGGUUAAUAGUGAUCUGGUAUGUUCCAAGAAGGCACAAAUGCUAUAGCUUUACGAGAACAUUCGGACUUGAGAUAGAACUGCUCCUUUGAUUAUGUGGACAAAUAUGACAUAUCAAACUGCUGUCUAAGUGGACUACCUGAAGGAGCUCAUAAGUAAAUUAUGAACUUUUAUUAGUAUUUUUAUUGGCAAUUGAAGGACUUUUAAUUAAUUUUAUAGGUGGAUUUGUAAGGAGAACAAACUACAGUAGCUGCUUAUCCAGUUGCGUGACACUGGACUUUUUUGGGUUAAUGUUUUUGAUAAGCCUCCACCCUGUUCCAUCCGGAAUUUCCAAAUACUUUAAUAUUUAAGUUCUUAAGGUUUUUUUUUUUCUUUUCUAUCCUCUGACAAACUACUGUAGACUUGCAGUUAACAAAAAAAAAAACCCAAAACAAAAAAAAAAAAAAAAACAGCCCGCAUGAAUCCAACAAUGUGAAUCUGUGAUAAUCUAUCCUUCGGUCAAAUGGUACAGAAACCAUUCAUGCAUUACUUUUAUGUGUCGGUUUGUUGAUGUUCUGACCUGAGGGAAAUUUCUUGUUUCCUUUCAAUAAUAACAUAAUUUUAGACUGUGCCAAUCAGUUUUGUUCAGUGAAACAUAUUGCAAUUAAUAAGGGAGAAAACAGUCUACCUCAAUGCAGUAGUAGAAAUGAAAGAUCUUAAGUGUUGGAACAUUACAGGUUUCAAAUGCAUUAAUGGUGGCUUUUUUAAAUAAUAGAGAUUCUUGCACUUGUUUUUAAAUUGAAUUGGACUGGACUACUGCCUUUUUAUGUUUAUGUCUGUGUGUAUGUGCUAAAAUACUUGACAUGUAUUUGGUAGUGGGUUUACCAUUAACACUGUGAACUGUUGAUUGCUGGUACGAGAUAAUUUAAUUACAAGAGGCCAAUAUAGAAUAAGAUAAUAGAGAUUAUGUGAUUUUUUUAUUUUUUAGAAUGGGUGGUGAUUAUGUCUUCAGAGUUUAUGUAAAAAUGUACAUAUUUGUAAAUAAAUGUCUUAAACCUUUA
Messenger RNA from Boleophthalmus pectinirostris (great blue-spotted mudskipper), 2509 nucleotides. It is a transcript of the gene b3gnt7, whose product is annotated as UDP-GlcNAc:betaGal beta-1,3-N-acetylglucosaminyltransferase 7. The record is from RefSeq and is a predicted model, not a curated record. NCBI's taxonomy places the organism in Eukaryota, Metazoa, Chordata, Actinopteri, Gobiiformes, Gobiidae. The transcript has 2 exons. Bases 307 to 1518 code for a protein of 403 amino acids. Gene Ontology annotation, molecular function: hexosyltransferase activity. Gene Ontology annotation, cellular component: membrane.